Seminavis robusta is the source of this 354-nucleotide messenger RNA. Lineage: Eukaryota; Bacillariophyta; Bacillariophyceae; Naviculales; Naviculaceae. The record is from the annotation of a GenBank genome assembly.
AUGAAGUCUUGGAUCCAGCUUUAUGCCAUUGCAUCCGGUGCAUCCCUUGAGGACAAAGAUUUCCAGUCCUUUAUGCGUCAGAGCUACGAACAUUACUCCAACCCCAUGCUUGCAGCCGUCAGAAACUUGGAAGCUUCAAAGAGCAAUGCCAUCCUGGCUGUUGAUUUCCACGAUCUCGUCCACGACGCUGUUCCAACCUUUCAAAAGAUACUUGCUCACCUGUCGUUGGAAGCGGACAUUGCUACCUGUCAGAAGUGCGUUCAAAUUCACGAGGUCAAACAUGUCAAUGACGACAUUGCAGCUUCCAUCGUGGAAUUUCAGACCAAUGCAAAGGAUGGCAAGAAAUCUGACUGA